AUGAUCUACCUUCCGGAGAAAGACUAUGAUCUCCCUGAUCUCGAUUUGUUAAGCUUAAUCUUCGAUUCGCCCCUCCCCGGCAGCAAGGAGACCACCGUCCUGCAUGCAGAGGCCGCCGAUCCCUCCAAUGGCAUCACCAAAGCCCAGGCCCGCCAGUACACCCGUCAGAUCGCCUACCUCCUCCGCCACCACUUCGGGGUCGGUGGCCAGGGCGCCGGUAAAGAUGUCGUGGUCGGGGUCUCCACCGGGCAGGUUCUCCUGCCCGCCGUCUUCUACGGCGUAGUGGCGGCCGGGGGCGUCUGGAGCGCCGCGUCCUACACCGCGACGCCCACCGAGCUCGAGCGCCAGAUCCGCCAGGGGAAAAGCCGGCUCGUCAUCACGGGCCCCGAGACCCGGGACCUGGCCCUCCAGGCGGCGCAGGCGGCGGGCGUGCCCGCCGAUCGCGUUCUGGUGCUCCGGAGCAUGAAUCACGAGCGGGUGCUGGCCGACAGUCGGACGGGCCACAACUACCUCCACGGCCUGACGCCAUCGCAGGCGCUGGACUGGGAGCGCAUCACGGACCCCCCGCGGUUGGACGACUCCCUCAUCUGCCUACUGUACAGCAGCGGCACGACGGGCGUGCCCAAGGGGGUCAACAUCUCCCACCGGAACGUCGUCGCGGAGGCGCUCAUCCCCUUCCUCAUGGACCGCGAGUACGUCGCCCAGCGGACGGCCCAGGACCCGAACUACGAGCACCCCUACCGCACGCUGGCGCACCUGCCCACGGCUCACAUCGCCGGCACACAGGGCUACUUCAUCAAUCCGAGCGUGGUUGGCGGCACCGUCUACUGGAUGGACCGGUUCGACUUCGCCAAAUUCCUCGAGUACAACAAGAAACUGGAGAUCACCUUCUUCUUCUCCGUGCCGCCCAUCUUCCUCCUCAUCAGCCACAGCCCCGCCGUCACAGACCAGUUCCGGACCCUGCGCCGCGCCUACUCGGGCGCCGCGCCCAUGGGCUCCGACCUGCAGGUAAAGGUCCAGCAGAAGCUGGGCUGCUUCGUCAACCAGACCUGGGGACUGAGCGAGACCACCGGCAGCAUCACGGGCAUGCCGUGGGAAGAGGAGGAGUUGACGGGCAGCGUGAGCCGGCUGCUGCCCAACAUGCGACUCCGCAUCGUCGACGAGGAGGGCCACGACGUCGCCGAGGGCCAGGAGGGGGAGUUUCUCGUCCAGGGACCGGUCAUCGCCAAGGGCUACUACGACAACCCGGAGGCCACCCGGGAGGCGUACACGCCGGAUGGCUGGUUCAAGUCGGGGGACCUCGGCGUGCGGAAGAACGGGUUGUUUUAUAUUGUUGACCGAAAGAAGGAACUCAUCAAAUACAAAGGCCUCCAAGUCGCCCCCGCCGAGCUCGAAGCACUCCUCCUCUCCCACCCAGCCAUUAUGGACGUCGCCGUCAUCGGAGUCCCCACCCCAGACGGCUCCGGCAACGAAGUACCCCGGGCAUACGUCGUGGCGGACCCAGCCCAAGCCAGCGAAGCCACCAUCAAGGAAUUUGUGAAAUCCCACUUGGCUCACUACAAGCAGCUGCGCGGCGGGGUGGUCUACGUGCCUGCCAUUCCGAAGAGUCCCAGCGGGAAGAUCCUGCGACGGGAAUUGCGUGAUCAGGCGAAGAAGGAGGCGAGGGAGGAGGGUGCUAAGCUUUGA
Messenger RNA from Aspergillus campestris IBT 28561, 1686 nucleotides. Its product is annotated as acetyl-CoA synthetase-like protein. Gene Ontology annotation, molecular function: CoA-ligase activity. The transcript is spliced from 3 exons. Gene Ontology annotation, biological process: secondary metabolic process. The record is from RefSeq and is a predicted model, not a curated record. Lineage: Eukaryota; Fungi; Ascomycota; Eurotiomycetes; Eurotiales; Aspergillaceae. Bases 1 to 1686 code for a protein of 561 amino acids.